Messenger RNA from Dinoponera quadriceps, 2712 nucleotides. RefSeq names its product sodium-independent sulfate anion transporter-like. Lineage: Eukaryota; Metazoa; Arthropoda; Insecta; Hymenoptera; Formicidae. The transcript is spliced from 10 exons. Gene Ontology annotation, cellular component: membrane. Gene Ontology annotation, biological process: transmembrane transport. The record is from RefSeq and is a predicted model, not a curated record. Gene Ontology annotation, molecular function: sulfate transmembrane transporter activity. Bases 1 to 2019 code for a protein of 672 amino acids.
AUGUCCAGGUACAACGUCAACGAGGAGUACGACCUGGAGAAUCGCAGGGAGGUCACGCUGACCGGUUUCAGCAGCAACGUGCUCGACGACGUGCUGCGGAGCAGCAACAACAACGAACCAGCGUUGAACGGCAAUUCGGCCGGCGUAAUCGUCGGCGCGCACGCCAUCACCAAAGACGCGAAGGUCGUUAACCUCGAGGUGCCAGAAAACACCAGUAAGAAUAUCUUGUGUUCAUCCGGAAGAAGCUGGCUCUAUCGGCGAAUCAAGAGCUCCUUCAGGAGGAAGCUGCUGUUCAAGAGGAUACCGAUUCUGGCGUGGUUGCCGCAUUAUCAGAAGGAGUACGUGGUGAGCGAUCUCGUGGCCGGUAUCACCGUGGGACUCACCGUCAUACCGCAGGCCAUAGCGUAUGCUAACGUCGCGGGAAUACCGUUACAAUAUGGGCUCUACUCGUCUUUCAUGGCGUGUUUCGUGUACACGAUUUUCGGCUCCUGCAAGGAUGUACCCGUAGGUCCGACCGCAAUCGCCGCGAUCAUGACGAGGGAGACUCUACAGAGAGCGAAUUUAGGACCCGAUUUCGCAGUUUUGUUGACCUUCAUCUCAGGCUGUGUUUCUUUGCUGAUGGGCAUCUUGCAAUUAGGAUUCCUGUUGGACUUCAUAUCGGGGCCGGUGUCCGUAGGUUUCACGUCAGCGGCGGCGAUCAUCAUCGCCACCAGCCAGGUGAAAGAUAUUCUCGGGCUCCAUGUAUCCAGCAGCAAAUUCGUGCAGGUCUGGCAUGAUAUAUUCGAGCGGAUUGGCGAGACACGACUCUGGGACGCCGCUCUGGGAAUCGUCUGCAUAAUUGUCCUCUUGCUUCUACGGAAAGUGAAGGACCUCCCGGUGAUACCAAAAAAUACCAAAGUGCCGUCGCAACUUCAGCAAGCCAUCGCGAAAUUGCUCUGGCUGAUCUCCACCGCCAGGAACAUCAUCAUAGUAAUCAUCUGUGCGAUAAUAGCUUGGGCCCUCGAGAUUCACCUGGGGGAGUCACCCGUCAUUCUAACGGGUCACGUGAAGCAAGGACUGCCGGAGUUCCGUCUGCCGCCUUUCGAGGCUCAUGUCGGGAACGAGACCUACACUUUCCUCGAUAUGCUCUCGUCUAUGGGCUCCGGCUGUGUAGUUAUUCCCAUGCUGAGCCUACUGGAGAGCAUCUCCAUCGCCAAAGUAUUUUCUGAUGGCAAGUCGAUCGACGCGACUCAAGAGAUGCUGGCAUUGGGUGCAUGCAACGUGCUGUCGUCCUUUGUAUCGUCGAUGCCGGUGAGCGGCGGUCUCAGUCGAGGUGCCGUCAAUCACUCGUCCGGAGUGAAGACGACGCUCGGUGGGGUCUACACUGGUCUCCUGGUACUUAUUUCGUUGCAGUUUCUCACUCCUUAUCUAUACUACAUUCCCAAGGCCUCCCUGGCGGCCGUCAUCAUUGCCGCAGUCGUUUUCAUGGUGGAGCUCCACGUGGUGAAGCCUAUGUGGCGAACCAAGAAAAUUGAUCUCAUACCGGCUGUUGUCACUUUCCUAUGUUGCCUCUUCGUGCGGCUUGAGUUGGGUAUAGUGAUCGGCAUUGGUAUAAAUCUCCUGUUCCUACUUUAUGCCUCGGCCAGGCCGACGUUACGAGUUCAUAAAGCUACGAGCAUCAGCGGCUGUGAGUAUCUUGUCAUAACGCCGGAUCGAAGUCUGGUGUUCCCGAGCGUUGAAUACGUACGAGCCGUCAUCAGCAAGCAAGGGAUGCGAGAAGGCACCGCAGUGCCCGUUGUGAUAGACUCCACGCAUAUCCAGGCGGCCGAUUUCACAGCCGCAAAGGGUAUCAAGACUUUGAUAGAGGAUUUCGCGAGACGCGGCCAGCCAUUAAUCUUUCACAACUUGAAGCCGAGCGUUAUCCAGAUUUUCAAAGGCGUGAAACCGUCAAGCCUCACGUGCAGUUCCAGCGAACUUGAACUCAACGACUGCCUUAAAGAAUACACGAAUGUAUCAAUCGAGACUCUGAAUCGAUACUGAACGCGUUUAAGCUUGGAUGACGAUGCGGACUCUCCUUCCUUAACGAGCAUCAGUAUUAUAGUGAAAACACCGUCGCCUUCGUUUCACAGACAGUAUUACUGCAAGUAGAGUGCUACUUUCGUUCAUCAACCGCGACGAUAUAUAGAUGAUUAGAAAGGAACUUUGUAUAUAUAUGUACGUAUUUAUGAACGCGAGCCAGUAUGAAAAUGAUGCUGUACCUUAUGUACUCUCAUUAUGUACACUACGUAAUAUUUUUGUAUUUACGAGAGACGGGAGUUUGACGUAUGCACACUCCGAAUUUACUCGAUCGAGUUAUGUACAUAGAUAGGAACGCGUAUACAAUCCCGUGUUAGACACGCGAAUCGUGAUGGACUCGUUAUGCUCAUUACGUCCAUUGUGAAUAUAUCAGGAUUCCGCUCUCUCGCGCCACGAAAAGAAAGCGUUCUCGCGAGGAAAGAUUAACGAGGCGGGGCGCGAGCGCACCAUAUAUCCUGCGAAAUAAUUCCUGUAUUUCAGAUUGUCUCUUUUUAACGUGUUACAUCGUAAAAUAUGUGCGCAACCCGGCGCGUAUGUGCCUCGGCAGACUUUCAUCCGUAUGCGUUGCGUGCAAAUAUAUGUGCGCGCGCAGUUGAAGAUAGAACAGAAUAGAAAGAAAAGUUCUUCGUUGAUCACGCUCCAGGAUAACGUGCCAUC